AUGAGCACGCUCUCGGUCGUGGGCUUGACCAAAAGGCUGCCGGACGAUACGGUGCUCUUUGAGAACUUGUCGUUCCAGCUCUCGCUGCGCUUCGAGACCUCUCCAUCGGUGCUAGUGGUUCGCGGACCCAGCGGCACCGGCAAGACAACGCUACUCAAGUGUCUGGCCCAGCUGGUCCCAUACGACAGCGGCGUGGUUUCGCUCGACGACCAACAACCGGACCAGCUCGGCAUUCCACGCUGGCGCUCGCUGAUUCAAUAUGUUCCCCAACGACCGCCAGUCUUUCCAGGAACGCCGCUGGAGUUUGUGGAGACCCUCUCUGGCUUUGCCUCGCAGAAGCCCAAGCGAAACUGCCUUGACCCCGUGACCAUUGGCGAAAGCUGGGACCUCUCACCAAGCGCCUGGUCCAAGCAAUGGUCCGAACUCUCUGGCGGAGAAAUCCAGCGUGUUGCUCUCGCAAUCGCAGUGUCGAGACAGCCGACGGUGCUGCUUCUGGAUGAGCCCACAUCGGCCUUGGAUGCUGCGACCUGCCAGAAGGUUGAGGCGACCCUCAAGAGCCAUACCUGCAUCUGGAUUACCCACGACCCAGCUCAGGAGGAGCGGGUUGCGACGGCCAGCCUGCUGCUGGAGCGCGGGCGCCCAAGCGAGUUCAUUCUCCACCAGCAAUGA
This is a messenger RNA of Polychytrium aggregatum, 669 nucleotides long. Its product is annotated as putative ATP-binding cassette transporter. Gene Ontology annotation, molecular function: ATP binding; ATP hydrolysis activity. The transcript is spliced from 6 exons. Bases 1 to 669 code for a protein of 222 amino acids. The record is from RefSeq and is a predicted model, not a curated record. NCBI's taxonomy places the organism in Eukaryota, Fungi, Chytridiomycota, Chytridiomycetes, Polychytriales.